AGUUCAAAAAUGACAAAGAAUUAUGAGGGCAAUUUUUUUUUGCCGUGGAUCAGUUCUCAUUGGAUGGUCUCAUAACUAUUUUACUACCAUAGUUGUCUGUUUAUGGUUCAUCUUUAUGGUUAAGCACUUUAUGGUUAAUAUGAUCUUACUGAUCUGAUCUUACUCAGUUUUUCUGACUUUUUCUUCAAUACUGUAACGGCAAAAUGUAAGUGAGCUGUAGGGCGUUCCCAUUCGACUCGAGUGCCACGUCAAAGUGACGGAUGUAGGAGGUGUACUCGAGGGGGUGGGGGCACCGUGGCCAAUACAAGAAUCUCCUGUUAGACGCUGUCCGGCCAAAUUGAUUCCUAGACACAGCGUUGAAGGUAGAUUCCCUAGAGGAGAUUAUUUUAGCCCUAACCCAGCAGUGUGAUCAUUGUCAUGGAGAGCACCAGAAGCAGACUGGCCCAGAGGCUGGCUGAAGCCGGCCAGUCUCACCUCGUGCAGUUCUGGGACGAGCUGACCCCCGAGCAGCAAGCCGAGAUGACCUCUGACCUGGAAGCUAUGGACUUCCAGGAGAUCAACAAGUUCUUCGGCAGCGCCAUGGAGGUGUCGGGCAGCAGCAAGCAGGAGAAGAUGGACACCCGCAUGGAGCCGGUGCCCAGGGAGGUGUUGGGCAGCGUGACCAGGGACAGAGACUGCCUCAAGGUCUGGGAAGAGGAGGGUCUGCGGUGUAUCUCCCAGAGCAGGGUGGCUGUUCUCCUGCUAGCGGGCGGCCAGGGGACCAGGCUGGGGGUGUCCUACCCUAAAGGCAUGUACGACGUGGGCCUGCCAUCCCACAAGACCCUGUUCCAGAUCCAGGCAGAGAGGAUACUGAGGCUGCAACAGCUGGCAGAACAGAGUUAUGGAGCUAAGUGCUGCAUCCCCUGGUACAUCAUGACGAGCGGCCGAACCAUGGAGUCAACUAAAAAGUUAUUUUCGCGCCACAGCUACUUUGGGUUGUGCAAAGACAACGUGAUCUUCUUCCAGCAGGGCAUGCUGCCUGCGAUGGACUACAAUGGCAAGAUCAUCCUGGAGAGCAAAAACAAGCUGGCCAUGGCCCCAGACGGUAACGGGGGUCUUUACAGAGCUCUGGGUACCCAGGGGAUCGUGGAGGACAUGGAUCGGAAGGGGGUCAAGUUCAUCCAUGUCUACUGUGUGGACAACAUCCUGGUUAAAGUAGCAGACCCUGCCUUUGUUGGCUUCUGUGUCCAGAAAGGAGCAGACUGUGGGGCUAAGGUGGUGGAGAAGACCAAUCCAACGGAGGCGGUGGGCGUGGUCUGUAAGGUCGACGGCCGUUACCAGGUGGUAGAAUACAGCGAGAUCACCUUGGCUACAGCUGAGAAGCGCAGCGCGGACGGACGGCUGAUGUUCAAUGCAGGAAACGUGGCCAAUCACUUCUUCACCCUAGCCUUCCUCAGGGACGUCGUCCAGACGUUCGAGCCUCAGCUGCAGCAUCACGUGGCCCAGAAGAAAAUCCCGUACGUGGACACGCAGGGACGGCUAAUCAAACCCGACAAACCCAACGGGAUUAAAAUGGAAAAAUUUGUCUUUGACAUCUUCCAGUUUGCCAAGACCUUUGUGGUGUACGAGGUUCUUCGUGAAGACGAGUUCUCUGCCCUGAAGAACGCAGACAGCCAGGACGGUAAAGACACGCCCACCACGGUGAAACACGCCCUCAUGUCCCUGCAUCACCGCUGGGUCCUCAAUGCUGGAGGACACUUCAUAGACGAAAACGGGACGCGUGUGCCUGCUAUACCCAGAGAUGGACCUGCAGGAAGUGGCACAGCUGAUGUCAACCAGAAUCUGAAGGAUGGAACAGACCUGCCAAUUAAAUGUGAGAUCUCCCCACUGGUGUCCUAUGGCGGAGAGGGUUUGGAGGAGCUGGUGAGUGGGCGAGAGUUCCGCCCCACCCUGGUCAUCGACGAGAGUGGAGCCCACGAACUGGUGAAGAAUGGCGUUUGAGGGACGGAAGAAUGGAGGGAGGGAGGGAGAGGGAGAAUGAAAGAGAGCGAGUGAGCAAAAGAAGAGAGACGUGCCAAAGACCUAUUCCACUUCUUCUCCCUCUCCUCCUCCCUACAACUGGGAGAAACUGUGAUGUCGUUUGUUUCCGUGCAAUAAUGCUGCGUUCAUGUGCUUUUCUAAAUAAUUGAAACACAAUGCAUUUCCGACAUCCAAAAACGAGCUUCUGAGUUGGAAUUAUAAGUGGGGAAAUCCGUGCUAUAACUCAAUACAAUGAGAUCCAACCCCCAGUUGGAAUGUUUUCCAAAUGUCUGAUUUUUCUGAGGAGCACAUGGCCGCAGCAUAAGAUGAAGGACAGAAGCCUUGAGGGGCUGCAUGACUGGAUGAAGCAGUCUGAAGAUCAAGCUAUUUAUUUUGCUUAAGCCAAUUUUUUAUCUGUCUUGUAGAUGGAAAUUACCACCUAUGCAUUUUACCAAGUGAUUUGUACGUACAGAUACAAGUAGAGAUAGGUACAACAAUUGUAGUCAGAUGAUCCUAAUAUGAUUGAUUAUUAUUAACAUGUAAUGUUGGUACACGGAAAUACUUUUUUUAUGAUAACUGGGUUUCAUAGCACACUACUGCUAGUCUUCUGCCUGAUUGGCUUCCAAAUGACGCUGUUGACAUAGGAAUUGUUUUACAUUUUCUUUAUUAUAGAAAUAUCACAUUUGGAAGAGGUAUGAGUCUUUGAUUAAACCUAAGCUUAGCGUGGUGUGCCUGUGUGUGUGCGUAGAGUUGUCUGCAUGUGUGUGUGUGGAUUUGUCGGUCUCUGUGUGCGUGGCUGUGUGUGUGAUGGGUGUGUUUAUUGCAUUAGAAGUCCUGGUGUGUUAAAUCAGAGUUUCCAGCAGCAGCACAUGGUUUGUGUUUAAGAUGGGCCAGAGAGAGCAUGCUACAUUUACUGCUGCAGCCACUCAUAAAAAUCUACUCUGUGGCUGCUAACAGUCUCUCUACCUGUCUGUCUCUCACACACACACAAUUCCUCUUACUUUCUAUAUCUCUCCCUUUCUCCUUUUUUCUUCCUCUCUCUCAUCUCCUCUUUUCCCUUUCUUUCACUUGCUCUCACUCCCACUACAGUAUCUCUGACAGAAGGUAUUGUAUUGACAGAGGGCUAUGCUUAGGUAACACUUAUAAAGGAUACCUCAAUGUAAAGUGUAAAUGUUGAAUUGACUUAGAUAAAUAACCUUGAUGUCUAUUAUAGAAUGUUAUAUUCCUUCAGGCAGAUAUGAAACAUGACCAUGUGCAUCGAUAGUUUUAGCACACUGGACUGUCCUUAACUGGACUACUGUAGAGCGUGCUUUCCUCACUAAGCCACACCAUGCUUUUCCACCAUGAAGGAAGGGGUACAUUUAAAGGGGAAUUCCACCCACUUACCAUUAUUUGAUGCGUUGCUCCUCUGUAUCCCUUUUAUUUCCCGAGUCUGGCAUUUUAGUCCACAUCAGCUACGAAACACUGGCGGUGAUGAUGUCAUCAGGUGGUGACUGGCCUUACUUGUCACUAAGGUGAGCUCAUUCUGUGGUCCGAGUGUUAUCAAUGUAUAAAAGUGCUUCAUGAAUUGUAUAACAAUUGUAAGUAUCUGUGUGUACUUACAGUGUAAAAACACUACUUAAGUCUAUUGCCAUUGGCAUUACUAUGGCAAAUAUAAAACAUUUUUGUAGGUAAAAUGGAACCCGAUCAAAUUUGUCAACAGAAAUGUGUUGAAUUAAAGUUAUUUGUAAAAUUU
Coregonus clupeaformis (lake whitefish) is the source of this 3733-nucleotide messenger RNA. Its product is annotated as UDP-N-acetylhexosamine pyrophosphorylase. The transcript is spliced from 11 exons. Gene Ontology annotation, biological process: UDP-N-acetylglucosamine biosynthetic process. The record is from RefSeq and is a predicted model, not a curated record. The coding region runs from base 418 to 1980 and encodes 520 amino acids. Lineage: Eukaryota; Metazoa; Chordata; Actinopteri; Salmoniformes; Salmonidae. Gene Ontology annotation, molecular function: UDP-N-acetylglucosamine diphosphorylase activity.